UCAACAUGGUAUCACAGGAGCAGUAUCCUCCAGCUGGCUUGAGUUAAAACUCCACUUCAGCAGCAGCUCUUUGCACCACCGUCCUGGGCUGUCUACACCCGGAUGAGAUAGCUAAAGCUGUAGGUGAAAAGCGCAGGUUGCCCCUACCCCCCUCCUCCCCCAAGAUCUGCCCCUCUCACCCUCCUGCUCCAACUCCAUCAACAUGGCCAGUGGAGAUGAUGAUGACCCCAUUAUAGAGGAGAUUGACGUGUACCUUGCCAAAAGCCUCGCAGAUAAGCUGUAUCUUUUCCAGUACCCUGUCCGACCAUCCAAUAUGACCUACGAUGAUGUCAACCACUUGGCGGCUAAGAUCAAACCCAAGCAGCAAAGGGUGGAGCUGGAAAUAUCCAUGGACAUAAUGAGUCCAAACUACUGUCGCAGUAAGGGAGAGCAAAUCGCCCUGAAUGUGGACGGCACGGGUUAUGACGAAACCAACACCUACUCAGCUAAAGUGAUGGACAAGCAAACCUUCUCAUCCAUCCAGGCCACCACCAACACCUCCAGAUACGCAGCUGCUGUGCUUCGCAAAGGUGAACUUCACGUCACACCUCUGAUGGGAAUCCUUCAGAUGAGGCCGAGCUUCUCUUACCUGGACAAGGCUGACAACAAAACCAGAGAGAGAGAGGCGGCCAAUGAAGGUGGAGACUCCUCUCAGGAUGAAGCCGAGGAGGAAGCCAAAGCAAUUACGGUGAGGUUUGCUCGUCCCGAGUCGGAGCAGGCCCGUCAGAGAAGGAUCCAGUCAUAUGAAUUCCUCCAGAAGAAGCAAGCGGAAGAACCCUGGGUUCACCUGUCCUAUCAUGGAGUCAAGGACGGGCGCUCGGAGCAUGAACGGCAGUACCUGUUCUGUCAGUCGGUGGAUGCCUCGGAAAACUCUGAACUGGUGAAAACUCCAAAGGAGUAUCUGGCGAUGUUGAUGCCGCCCCUUACAGAGGAGAAAGUCGUGAAGCCUGUGGGUCCCAGUAAUGUGCUCUCCAUGGCUCAGCUCCGAACUCUGCCGCUGGGAGAACAGGUCAAGACCCUGAUGAAGAAUGUGAAGGUAAUGCCGUUUGCCAACCUGAUGGGCCUGCUUGCCUCUGGCACAGACUCGACCUCAGUGCUGCGCUGCAUCCAGCAGGUGGCACUGCUGGUUCAGGGGAACUGGGUUGUCAAGAGUGAUGUUCUGUAUCCUAAAAACACCUUCAGUGCUCACAGUGGUGUCCCUGCUGAGGUCCUCUGCCGUGGCAGAGACUUUGUGAUGUGGAGGUUUACUCUGGAGCGCUCUGUGAUGAGAAAGGAGAUUGCGUCCGUCAUCAAACUUCCCCCGGAAGACGUGAAGGAGUUCCUGGAACACGUGGCGGCUCCUCGGGCCAACCGGGGCUGGGAGUUCCUGCUGCCUACUGAUGUAGACUUCAUUGAGAAACACCCAGAUGUUGCCCACAGGCAGAACAUGCUGUGGCUUGGCAUCCAGAGCAAGUUGGAAAAGGUGUUUAAUUUCUCUAAAGAAGACUUUGUGCCAAAGAAGUCCGCUCAGUCUGAUCCCGUCCACAUCAGCGGGGAGCAGCGUCUGAAGAUGGCUCAGGAGCGAGCGCAAGAAAAACAGUCGUCGCUGCAGAAGGACCUGGAGGCCAGGCGUGGAGGAAGCAGCGUCCGUGUCAAACAGGAGCCCGUCAGCGACAGAGAAGAUGAGCCAAUGGACACAUCCUCCUCCUCCAUUCCCAACGGUUCUGUCAAUGGUUACCCCAGUGCCACCUCCCCUGACUUUGACCACGCUAACAGUAAUGGAGGGAGUCCCACCAACACGCCGUCCCCGGAGCUGCAGGAUUUCGUGAUAAAGACUUUCCGGAAGCAUUUUGUGCUCACGCUGAAUGAGCUGAAGAGGCUGUUUAACCUCCAUGUGGCGUCCAUGCCGGUCGGUCGGAGCGUCUUCCACUCCAUCUCGGACCACAUGCUACAAGACGCCAUACUGCUCAGCCAACAGUGCAAACAGAUAAUGGUGCCUUUUCCUGCUCAGACCAAAGCGGCCCCAGAUGAACAGAAGGUGUUUGGCUUGUGGGAGACCGGAGAGGACUUCGACAAGCAUCGCCGGCUGCUCUACGACGUGUUUGCGAAGAACUACCGCGUCAGGAGGAACAUAAUCCAGGCCAGACUGGCUCAGGAGUUUGGAGACGUGUCCAAAGCCGACAUUGACCGGCUGCUUAAUGAGUGCUGCAGCAGCCACGCAGGGAUGUGGUACCUAAAGGGAACAAUACAGUCCUGACCCCGGGAGCCUGCCCCCCUGCGGUCACCCCCAGCCAAUCAUAUCCACUCCUGGGUGUCUCGCGGGAGGGCAUUGGAGAGAUGAGAGCCAAUCGCAGCAGCUCGCCCAGCUCUGAGAGUGGGCAAUUUGAGGACAAAGAUGUCGGCUGUGCUCAGAACAAGAAGCUUUUCUCAUUUCAGCUGAAGCAUUUCUGAUGUUCAUGUGAGCACCCUGAUGCAGGGGGAGGAUUGAAGCUCCCCACAUACUCUGACAGCCGGAAAGUCUGAGGGGGAAAAAAAUGAACUAGAAAGAUGAAUAUUUGCAGUUUAUUAGUAGUUGUUUUUGCAUUUAUGACCUCAUGUUUAAUUAUUUUUCAAUGAAACUUUUCCACAUCAGGCUGGUGUUUACAGUUGAAAGCAGUCGUGGCUCAAAGCGCUUUCACUUCAUCCCUCGUUGUAAAUUUUGCCAGAGAAAACAUGUUUUACUUCAUUGCAAAUGUUGCUUAAGGCCUUUUUAGGCAGGAAACAGUUUUCUCUUUGUACCUAUUAAUUUUACACUUUCUCCAAUCACACUUUGAGGAGUUUCAGCUGAGUAUGAUAUUUUUAUUUAAAUAAAUAAAUGGAGAAGGGUGGGUUUAAAGCCAUCAAUGCUUAGUUAAAACAUGGCCAAACACUGUAAGGCAAAAAGGGGGGGGAGAUAAAAUCAAAACAAGCAAAAGUGUUACUGAACUGAAAUCUUUCGAUGUCUUUGGCAAUCAUGGACCUCCAAGCUGCUCCAUCAAAUGUGGCUUUUCCACGUUUGUGUUGCUCAGUCACAUGCAGAUUUCUAACCUUUUAAAUGGAUGAUGUUGAGGGUUUUCUUGGUUGAAUGUAAAGAUUCAGAUACCCCCCCCUUUAAUGAGAGAAACUUUGAGUGACUGAUUUUGAUGAGAACCAAGAAAUAUGUGAUUUGGAUUAAAACUUAGAUCUGUCUUUGUGCAAACACCAGUCCAGCGCGAACACUGGACCUUCUUAAGUGGUGAUGCAGUUGAUAUGCCGACGUUAUUGCCACGUGCUGCUAUCUUGAGCCUCUAUCUAAGUGCCUCUGCCUCAAAAGGCUUUCAGGACAAAUGCCCACCCUUCAUAUGAGGUAACGCUUUGAUUUUCAACACAAGUUGUGGAAAUAAAAGCUGAAUUUCAGGCCAAAUCUCAUUUCCUCCAUCAUCAAGUAUUCCUAGUAAUAUUUUUUCCAUUGGUUGGUUAUUUUGCUCAAUAAACACUUUA
Molecule: messenger RNA, 3516 nt
Organism: Archocentrus centrarchus (flier cichlid)
Lineage: Eukaryota; Metazoa; Chordata; Actinopteri; Cichliformes; Cichlidae
Gene: polr3e
Product: polymerase (RNA) III (DNA directed) polypeptide E
Exons: 21
Coding region: 203-2275 (690 amino acids)
Biological process (GO): tRNA transcription by RNA polymerase III
Cellular component (GO): RNA polymerase III complex; nucleus
Source: RefSeq, a predicted model, not a curated record